CCCACUACCAGAACUGCACAGGAGAACGAUGGUUCAAUUUAAGAAGGGGUACGAUGAGGAUGAGACUAAGAAACAAAAGCUAGAAUUGGCGAAGAAAAUGCAGGAAGCUCUGGAAAACACGUAUUCUGAGGUUGUUGCACAGAGCCAAGAGCCCCUGACUAGAGAGCAGAAUUAUAAUGUGAGCCAUUUAGUUUGUGGACUUCCUAAAAAAGGGAGGACCAGGUGGAUGGGAGUUGGAGCUCAGAGGGUGUCUACACAAUUCCAGCCUCCGCCGAUUUCCACACCCUCGACUAUGCCAUCGGGGCCCUCUUACAUGCCGCAGGAGGAUUGUUGA
Asparagus officinalis (garden asparagus) is the source of this 334-nucleotide messenger RNA. RefSeq lists its product as uncharacterized. The record is from RefSeq and is a predicted model, not a curated record. The coding region runs from base 29 to 334 and encodes 101 amino acids. Lineage: Eukaryota; Viridiplantae; Streptophyta; Magnoliopsida; Asparagales; Asparagaceae. The transcript has 2 exons.